Molecule: messenger RNA, 3484 nt
Organism: Hevea brasiliensis (rubber tree)
Lineage: Eukaryota; Viridiplantae; Streptophyta; Magnoliopsida; Malpighiales; Euphorbiaceae
Product: protein NETWORKED 2A
Exons: 2
Coding region: 353-3190 (945 amino acids)
Molecular function (GO): actin binding
Source: RefSeq, a predicted model, not a curated record
CAGUAAAACAAACAUGUAAAACAGAUGAAAUAAGAAGAGGCAUGAUCCCUUCAUUUUAGGUUAGCAUUUACCAAGCUGGCAAAACUAGGGAUCAUCCAGUGUCCCUAUGUCUGUUGAGGUUGUUAAAGGAUGGUCAAGUAAUCCGGGCCUAAAUAUCCUCCCCUCCAUGUCUGGUUCAUUUGAGGCAUUACGCAAUAAUAUUUGCGUUUACUCGGCAAGGGAGGAGAAUUUUUUUUUUUUUUUCUCUCUGUUAAUUUUUUACGUUUAAUCUUGAUCAUCACCCACCAAUUGCUUUUCUCUAAUGGUUUGAAUGAAUGUAUUUCUUCACAUUUUAAGAUAUAAAAACUGAGAUAUGCUGCAGAGAGCAGCCAGCAAUGCAUAUUCAUGGUGGUGGGCAAGCCACAUAAGGACAAAGCAGUCGAAAUGGCUGGAAGAAAACCUUCAAGAUAUGGAGGAAAGGGUGACCAACAUGCUCAAAAUCAUCGAAAACGAUGGGGACUCUUUUGCAGAAAGAGCCGAAAUGUACUAUAGGAAGAGGCCAGAGCUUAUUGGACAUGUGGAAGACUCCUACCGCUCGUAUCGAGCAUUGGCGGAGAGAUAUAAUCUGCUAUCAAGAGAGAUGCAAAGUGCCAAUCGCACCAUUGCGGCUGUCUUCCCAGAACAAGUUCAAUAUGAAGUGGAUGAUUAUGAUGACAAUGAAGCGAACAACCCCGCCUCCACUUCUUCUGAUGAUGCCAAGAAGCCAUGCAAUGUUUCCAAACGAAAAGUUCCGGAAGUCCCCCCCAUGCCAAAGAAAGAAUUCAAGAAUCGGUCCUCGUUACUGUUAAAAAGGGCGCAGCUAAAUAGAACUUCUAGCACUGCUAAAGCUGCUGCACCUCCAUGUUCAGGCCUGAGCCAAGAAGAGGCCAUAGAGGAAAUUGAUAAGAUUCAGAAAGAAAUUUUGGCACUGCAGACUGAAAGAGAGUUUGUACAAAGCAUAUAUGAACGCAGUUACGCAAAAUGCAGCAAAAUUGAUAACCAAAUAACUGAUAUGCAGGCUAGAGUUAGCAGCUUACAAGAUGAGUUUGGUAUUGGCAAUGUUAUUGAUGAUGAUGAAGCUAGGACUUUGAUGGCAGCCACAGCUCUAAAAUCAUGUCAGGAGACCUUGGUUAAGUUGCAAGAGAAACAAGAGCAAUCAGCACAAGAGGCUAAAGUAGAGAGCCGAAGGGUAAAGGAAAUGAUCAAGAAGUUCUCAAACCUCCAAGGAGAAUUUCAUUCCGAUGAAACAAAUCUGCGAGUGCCAACUGUUGAAAAAGAGACUGAAUCAGAAAACAUAGAUCAACCUGAUACAGAAUUAUUGCGGAAGAAGAUUAAGAAAGAGCUGGAAGCAGAUUCCAAUUCCUCCCUCACAGUGAUGCAACUGGCAGGAAGGAUCGAUGAGCUUGUUGAUAAGGUUGUCAGCAUAGAAACUGCAGUUUCUUCUCAACAUGCUCUCAUAAACGUUUUAAGGUCAGAAGCAGAUGGCCUUCAGGAAAACAUUAAGACCCUGGAAGAGGAGAAGGAGAUUCUCAUGGAAAAUUCGGAGAUCAUGAGCAACAAGCUAAAGGAGUUGGAGGAGGAAAUGCACAGAGUGAAAAGCCUUGACCAAAAUGUCAAAGACCAAAAUCAGAGCCUUCAAUCACAUUUCACUGUAGCAAGUUGUAAAAUUGAUCAUUUGACUGUGAAGUUACAAACUGUGAAGCCAGAUGAGGAUGUAGAGAAUGCAGGCAUGACUAAAGAUGAGGUAGCUGAGGUAGCUGCCCCAGAUACCGAAACAGACGGAGAGAGUAAAGAAAAGGAAGAGAAGAAAGAUGAGGUUACGAAUUCUAUCGAAGCCAAGGGAUUUGACCCAAACCAAAAGUCUGAUGAUGGGAAGAAAGAUUUGUCACAUGCAGAGACUAAUCUUGACAAUCUGGUAGAGGAACUGGGGAAUGAUGAGGAAGAAGAUCAACCAAACUGGAGGCGUCUUUUUGCGAGUGGUCUAGAAGAUAGAGAAAAGCUUUUACUGGAGGAGUACAUGAUGGUCCUUCGGAAUUAUAAGGGAGUGAGGAAGAGGCUUGGUGAUGUGGAGAAGAAAAAUCGAGAUGGGUUCUUUGAAUUGGCACUGCAGAUAAGAGAAUUGAAAAAUGCUCUAUCGGUGAGGGAUGAAGAGAUUCAAUCUUUACGGAAAUUAAGCUUUCUGCAAAAACAUGAAGAUGAAAAUAAUGAUAUUAAUUCAACAAAAGAUAAGUAUUCUGUUCCUAUAGGGUCUCCAGAAAGCACGAUAAUAGCACCUAGCAUCCUGGAUUCUAAUCACUCAAACCUUAGUUCUCCUCAUCAGCCAAUUUUUGAGUCUGCACAUGAACAUCACAUAGAAUCCAGAAGAAGAAUGCAUGAAUUAGCUGCAAUUGGAGGCAAUAAUAUGUCCGAUCCGAAGGAGAUUAGAAAUGAGAUCAAGAUGAAAAGUGUUGAUACACUCCACAUUGCUUCAGCUAUUGAAGAAAAAAUCCGUUUGGACAUUGAUGGACUGCUGGAGGAAAACUUGGAGUUCUGGCUGAGAUUUAGCACCUCAUUUCAUCAAAUACAAAAGUUCCAUACUUCAGUCCAAGACUUAAAGACGGAGCUAGCAAAGCUGACAGAUAGCAAAAGCCAAGAUGGAAGUGGUAAAAAUAAAUCUCUCAUCUCAGAAGCUCGGCCGAUAUACAGACACCUGAGACAGAUACAAACAGAAUUAACAUUAUGGUUGGAGACCAAUUCAGUAUUCAAAGAAGAACUGCAUGGCAGAUAUGCAUCUUUGUGCAGUAUUCAAGAAGAGUUAUCAAGAGUUAUGAGUGAAACUUCCAAAGCAGAAGAGCCUGAACUAAGCGUAUAUCAGGCAGCUAAAUUUCAAGGUGAGAUUCUCAACAUGAAACAAGAAAACAAGAAGGUUGCAGGUGAGCUUCAGGCAGGUGUGGACCGUGUGAUCGGUCUAAAGGAUGAAGUUGAGAAGACACUGUCAAAAAUGGAUGAUGAGCUUGGAUUUUCAGAAUCUAAACAAAGAUCAAUACGUUCAAGGAUCCCCCUGCGGUCUUUCUUAUUUGGUGUUAAGUUAAAGAGGCACAAGAGACAGAAGUCAGCAUCACUCUUCGCAUGUGCAUUUCCUGAAUUUGAUGAUCUAAAAUAUGAUAUGCCCGUGGAGGAACACCCACAAUAGACUGCCUUCUCCCUUUCCUUUCCACCUUUUCUUUCAAAUCUCUAAGAACUAUUGAAGAAGGGACCCAUCUUAGUAGAUUUUUGUUUCUCUCCUCCAUGGCCCUGAUUCUGAUAGCUUUAGAAACACAAGGUAGAAUUGGAUGAAAGCAUUAUGUUCCUACAAUUGUUUGUAUCAUGUUCUAUUCAAAUAUUUUAGUUUAACAAGUAAACAUCCUCCCUUCUCAGUCCUAAAUGCUCAUCUUUAAUUCUGAAUUCAUAGCAUGCAGCUGCAAAUUGAGAUUGUUAAAAGGGUUCA